AUGGCCAGCGCCGGCGCCACUCGGGCACCGGCGACCUGCCCCUGCCCCCACCCCGGGCGCCUCCACCCCCCAAGGACCUCCCCAUGGCCGCGCCAUUGCAACGCCAUCCAUCCGCGCAUCCCUCCCCAGGCCAUUCCCCCGAUCGGGCCCUCCGAUGCCAAUGCCGCCACGGGCGACAGGGCGUGGCAUCGCUGCGCCAGCGCCCUGCAAGAGGGAAGCGUCACGGAAGCUUCAGGGCAGAAGGAGGAGGAGAAGGUGCCGAUGGCCACGGUGUCGCAGCUGGGGCCGUCCGCUUCCAGCGAGUGGGAGGUGGAUUUUUGCUCCAGGCCGCUGCUGGACGAGCGGGGCAAGAAGGUGUGGGAGCUGCUGGUGUGCAACGCCGACCGCAGCUUCCAGCACUCGGAGUACUUUCCCAACAACAAGAUCAACAGCAAGGAGCUUGCAAAGGCCUUCCAGGCGAUCUUGUCCAGGGAGGGCAGUGUUGUGCCGCUGAGAGCUAGGUACUUCCGGGGUCAAAUGAAGACAAUUAUCACGCGAGCUUUGGACGACCUUGGGAUCGAGGCAGUGCCCAGUCGAAGGUGCUUUGCCGUGAUGGGAUGGCUACAGGAGAGGCAGGAGAAUGUGUACAAGAAUGAUCCGCGAUACAGUGAGAAAGCACAGACACUGUUCACAUUCGACUUGGCUGCCCCUGAGGCGCUCCCCGAUGCUUACCGUGCGGAGGCGUGGAACUUUGUGCAGCUGCCACUGGGCACUUUGCUAGAAGAGCUGAAAGAAGUUGAAAAGAGGAAUUACUUUGGUGCGACAAUAUCACUCAGCGACGUUGGUCUCAGUGGGUUGCCUGAUGACACUCUCAUACCAGGUGUUUCUCUGUACAGCCGACGGGCUGAGCCGCUGGCGGCUUGGAUGAAUGGCUUGGAAAUCGCCACAGUCUGCGCUGACAUUGAUCGGGCCUGCCUUAUUCUGGAUACUGGUGUGAAUGAGCGUUAUGUGUAUGCGGCGUACACGAGAACAGACAGCACGACAGCAGAGGCCCUUGCCUGGGAACAAGCCAAGGAGGCAGCAAGGGGACUCCACUUUUUGGCUGUUCAGGCUGACCCAGAUGCCGAGAUAAGCUCCGGAUUGUGGCUGCUCCUGCAACGCGAAAUGCCAAACUAG
This is a messenger RNA of Ostreobium quekettii, 1155 nucleotides long. The record is from the annotation of a GenBank genome assembly. NCBI's taxonomy places the organism in Eukaryota, Viridiplantae, Chlorophyta, Ulvophyceae, Bryopsidales, Ostreobiaceae.